AUGCUGCUGGAAUUUUGCGCUUUAUUUGUGGUUAUCCUAGUGCUGGCCUAUCGCUGGUCUGUGUCCACACAUGGCUUCUUCAAGGAGCGUGGCAUUCCCUGCGAUAACCCAUACCCAUUUUUGGGCAGCACUGGCAAAAUGUUUAUAGUGAGACAAUCGAUGUUUGAUCUGAUUGUUGAGCUAUACAACAAGGGCGAGGGCAAAGUGUUUGGCAUAUUUGAGAAUCGUAAGCCGCUGCUAAUGAUACGGGACCCGGAGCUAAUCAAGCAAAUUACCAUAAAAGAUUUUGAUCAUUUUAUCAAUCAUCGCAAUAUUUUUGGCAAUGACGAGGAGCAUGCUCAACAUAUGGACAAUUUAUUUGGCAGCUCACUGUUCUCUAUGCGUGAUGCACGUUGGAAGGAUAUGCGCAGCACACUGAGUCCUGCGUUCACAGGCAGUAAAAUGCGUCAAAUGUUUCAGCUUAUGGACAUAGUAGCUAAGGAGGCAGUAGAUUGCCUAAAGCGGGAUAAGUUGCCAGCUGAUGGCUUUGAUUUGGAUCUGAAGGACUAUUGCACGCGUUUCACCAACGAUGUGAUUGCUUCAACUGCAUUUGGCUUGCAAGUGAAUUCGUUUAAGGAGCGUAACAAUAAAUUCUAUCUUAUGGGCAAGAAGCUGACUACUUUUAACACCUGGCUAAACAUUAAAUUUCUGUUGUUUACAACCAUGAAAUGGGUAUUGGAUCUAUUCAAAAUUUCGCUUUUUGAUAAGAAAAGCACAGAGUACUUGGUCAGUCUGGUGCUGGAUGCCAUGAAAUAUCGUCAGGAGCAUAACAUUAUACGCCCGGAUAUGAUAAAUAUGCUUAUGGAAGCACGCGGCAUGUUGCCCACAGAUAAGCCCAAGCCAGCUUCAAAUCGCGAAUGGAGCGAUCGUGAUAUUGUUGCUCAAUGUUUUGUUUUCUUCUUUGCGGGCUUUGAGACCACUGCUGUGCUCAUGUGCUUUACUGCCCAUGAGAUUAUGGAGAAUGAGGAUGUGCAACAGCGUUUGUUUGAGGAGAUUGAAGGGGUGGAGAACCAGCUGGAGGAUGGUCAGCUAACUUAUGAGGCACUGCAGGGCAUGAAGUAUUUGGAUCAAGUUGUUUCCGAAGUGCUACGCAAGUGGCCAGCUGCAAUUGCCAUUGAUCGCGAGUGCAACAAGGAUAUUACCUAUGAAGUUGAUGGCAAGAGCAUAGAAAUUAAGAAGGGCGAGGCUGUCUGGUUGCCGGUCUGUGGCUUCCAUCGCGAUCCCAAAUACUUUGAAAAUCCUGAAAAGUUUGAUCCCGAACGCUUCAGCGAUGAGAACAAAGACAAAAUCAAACCAUUCACGUAUUAUCCAUUUGGCUUGGGCCAGCGUAAUUGCAUAGGCUCCCGUUUUGCUUUGCUUGAGGCUAAGGCUAUUAUUUUCUAUAUGCUGCGUGAAUAUCGUAUUGAGGCUGCCAAGAAGAGUUGUAUACCCUUGAAGCUCAAAUCAUCUGGCUUUCAGCUAGUACCUAAGAAUGGUUUCUGGAUUAAGCUGGUGCAACGCAAUUGAAGAAGUUAUAUUUUAAAUAUAUUGUUAUUGUUGAGAUUA
Drosophila busckii is the source of this 1584-nucleotide messenger RNA. RefSeq names its product probable cytochrome P450 9f2. The transcript is spliced from 4 exons. The record is from RefSeq and is a predicted model, not a curated record. Gene Ontology annotation, molecular function: monooxygenase activity; oxidoreductase activity, acting on paired donors, with incorporation or reduction of molecular oxygen; heme binding. Lineage: Eukaryota; Metazoa; Arthropoda; Insecta; Diptera; Drosophilidae. The coding region runs from base 1 to 1545 and encodes 514 amino acids.